ACUGCGCAUGCCGAGAGCUGCUACUGUUGAUACCGUGAAGUGCUGAUGUUGAUGUUGGUGAUAUAGCGGUGUGCGGUUCAUCAGCGUCGGCUGGGGAAAAAAAUUAAAGGUAGCACCAGUUAUUAAUUUCCCAGACAUUUAACGUUGUAAAUGAGCGUGUCGCCUUUUAAAGUCUCCUAUAUUUCUUAGUUUUGACUUUACGGGAAGACAGUGAGUUAGCGUUUGGCUAGGUAGCCUUGCUAACACUGGCUAGCAGCAGCAGCAGCAGCAGCGCUCGGCGUAGUUGAAGCUCAGCUGCCGACACUUAGCAGCUCUAUACCGAGAGGGGAGGCGAGUUUCCGGGCUCCAGACAACGAUGCAGUGAUUUCAUACGUGGCUGGCCGUCGUCUGGAUGUUAAACGCCUGGCUAGGUAACUUUGUUUACACCGAAAAGAUCGCGAACACUGGAGAUGAUGAGCUAAACUGAUGCCCAGAUUGAGCUCAGCGCAAAUCAAACAACUGCAGAGGAGAUGAGUCAGCUUUGGUGGCGAGCCAAACGCCUGUCGGAGAGCCUGGGAAAUGACUCUCCUAAUGGCCUCCCCCUGGGGUCUCCAGCCACUGUGGCCCCACAAGGAUCCAACUCCUCUUGGGUGUCCGAAGCCCCGGUGGUCACUCUACAGGAGCCCAUUUUCCUCAUGACCUCUACCGCCCAGACGAUAUCAGGAUUUUUUGUUUGGACAGCUCUUCUGAUCACAUGUCACCAGAUCUACAUGCACCUACGUUACUACAGCUCUCCAAAUGAGCAGAGGCACAUAGUUCGGAUCCUCUUCAUAGUCCCCAUCUACGCCUUCGACUCCUGGCUCAGCCUUCUUUUCUUCACCAACGAGGAAUAUUACGUGUACUUCGACACAGUCCGAGAUUGCUACGAAGCCUUUGUCAUCUACAACUUCCUGAGUCUUUGCUACGAGUAUCUGGGAGGAGAGAGCGCCAUCAUGGCUGAAAUCAGAGGGAAACCUAUUGAGUCGAGCUGCAUGUAUGGGACCUGCUGUCUGUGGGGCAAAACCUACUCAAUUGGUUUCCUCCGGUUUUGCAAACAGGCGACUCUCCAGUUCUGUGUAGUGAAACCUCUGAUGGCGGUGAUCACUGUCAUUCUUCAGGCCUUUGGGAAAUACAGAGAUGGAGACUUCAACGUGGCUAGCGGCUACCUGUAUGUCACCAUUAUCUACAACAUCUCUGUCAGCCUGUCGCUCUACGCUCUCUUCCUCUUCUACUUUGCCACACGUGAGCUGCUCAUCCCUUACAACCCCGUGCUCAAAUUCUUCAUGGUCAAGUCGGUCAUCUUUCUCUCCUUCUGGCAGGGGAUGCUAUUGGCCAUCCUGGAGAAGUGUGGUGCCAUUCCCCAGAUCAGCUCUGCCGACUUCUCUGUGGGCGAGGGAACAGUUGCUGCAGGCUACCAGAACUUCAUCAUCUGCAUAGAGAUGUUCUUUGCUGCUAUCGCUUUGCGCCAUGCCUUCACCUACAAGGUCUACAUGGACAAAAGGCUGGACUCGUAUGGCUCAUUUCCUAUCUAUGGACAGUACGGUCGCUGUGCCCCUAUGAAGAGCAUCUCCAGCAGCCUGAAGGAGACCAUGAACCCAGGGGACAUGGUCCAGGAUGCCAUCCAUAACUUCUCCCCGGCUUAUCAGCAGUACACCCAGCAGUCUACACUGGAGCGAGGCGGGGGGCCACCCCUGUCCCGCAGCCACAGCAACCUCAGCACCCGCGGGGACAAUGAAAAGACCCUUCUGCUCAGCUCUGACGACGAGUUCUGAGAGUCAAACACACUCCUGUAGACCACAUUCAGUUUUUAGCAGUCAAAUCAGAUCUUUUGUUUCAAGUUUAACAUAGAAGAUCAGAUUUUUUUUUUUUUUUUUUUUUAACAUUUAGAUAAUAAGAAAAGAUCCACUGUAAGUUAAAUGGAGGUGUGAGGGAGUGCUUUGUGAGAUUGGAGAUGUUACAAAUGAAGUGAGGGAGGAGCGAGGUUGGGAACAUUGGAUUCUUUCAGUGGCCGAGCUGUUAUUUGUGUUGAUGUCAUAGUUGUGGUUUUGGGCCAUUUCUGAUAUCUGUGGAAUAUCGAUCAGUACAAAUAAUCGUGCCUGCAUAUAGCAUCUUAAUAUUGCACUUUAGACUCUACGGCAAAAAAAAAAAUGCUAUAUAUAAGCUAGAGAAAAUAAGUGCCAUCUUCAUCUGACACACACGGCCUCUUUAACAUGGAAUCACAGGAGUGCCAUUGUAAAAGAUAAAUCUGUUGAAAAAUAAGGAAAUGUGUAAAUAUAGAGAGGAAUAAAAUUUUAAAAAUAAAUCUGAUCAAAAAUAAGGAAAUAAAUGUGUAAAUAUAGAGAGGAAUAAAAUUUUAAAAAUAAAUCUGAUCAAAAAUAAGGAAAUAAAUGUGUAAAUAUAGAGAGGAAUACAAUUUUAAAAAUAAAUCUGAUCAAAAAUAAGGAAAUGUGUGAAUAUGAAGAGGAAUAAAAUAAAAAAAAAUCUUUUAAAAAAUAAGGAUAAUCGUGUUAAUAUAAAGAGGAAUAUUUUUUGAAAUCUGAUGAAAAAUAAGGAAUUAAAUGUGUAAAUAUAAAGAGGACCAAAAUAGAAAAAAUAUGUUAAAAAAUAAGGCAGUAAAUGUGUAAAUAUAAAGAGGACUAAAUAAAAGAAUAAAAAUAAAUAAAUCUGUUAAAAAUAAGGAAAUUAAUGUGCAAAUAUAAAGGAAUAAAUAAAAAAUAUGGAAAUAAAGGUAAUUUUGUCUUUGCUUUUCCCUUUGUUUUUUCCUUUUGUUUUUCCUGUUUGUCAAUGACAAACAGGAAAAACAAAAGGAAAAAACAAAGGGAAAAGCAAAGACAAAUUACCUUUAUAUUUCCAUAUUUUUAAAUGAAUUAAUGUAUUUUUUUAUUUCUGUAUAUUUAGACAUUUAUUUCCUUAUUAACAGAUUUAUUUUUCAUUUAUUCCUCUUUAUAGUUACACAUUUAUUUCCUUAUUUUUAACAGAUUUUUAAAAAUGUAUUCUUUUAUUUAUUCCUCUUUCUUAUUUGUUUUAACAGAUGUAUCUUUCAUUAUGGCACUCCUGUGAUUACAUACUUUAAUUCUUCAGUUUUUAUAUCAGCUCUCAACCCAUACGCCUCUUCACCCCUCUGCCAACUCUAACUGAAACUUUGCCAAAUUUGGGGAGCAGUACUCUGUCCUCCACUAAUGAGACAUUGUCUUAAAGUUCAGGAUUGAUUUAUAUUCAAACAAAGUACAGGAGCCUUUGAGCUGCUGAGUUCAUUUUAAUAUAUGAUCACAAAUAACUAUUUUAUUUAAAUGUCGUACGGCCUUGCAGGUAAGACUCAUUUAAAGAAUAUUGUUAUGAAUAUACUGUGUAAUUUAUCAUUAUUGUUGUGGGAUCAUUUGAGCGAGUGAAGCUGAAGUGUAAUAGUUGUGACUCCAGCUGCGAUGUUUGUGCAGCACUGAGGGAACAGCUGUAGGAGAGAUUUUCAUGUGGGCCGAGGGGACUGACAGAAGGACAACGCCCACACAGAUUACAGAUUACUGAAGAAGCAACACUUUUCCCACAGAGUCGGCCCAGCUGUGAUGCGCUGUGGAUCGUAAUCUCAUAAUUAUUUGGUAUUACGUGCAGCACAGAUCAGGGCUGCCUCUGCUGGUAUGAUUUGUAACGGCAACAGUAGUGAUUGAGUCAGGACUAAGAAGGUCAUGGAAAGAUGUGUUCAUGGAGGCAUUCUGAGUAUACAUUAUAUCCACACACACAAUAAGAACAUAUACUUGAUUUUUUGGGGCAUUUUUUUAUGCACUAUAUUUGGAGGGUUGCAAAAAGCAGUGAUUUGUGCUAGAAUAGGGAAAAGCUGGCCAGACAUCUUUUUUUCUGAUGUUUUUCCAAAAGGUGAUGGCAUCGAUGUUUGAGUUAAUUGUUCUUAUGUUUGCAGCAGAUGUUUUACACAUGACCAGUAUACUGUAUAACUUGCUUGUGGUUGUGAUCCUAAAUGUUUAAAGGCAGAGGUUGGGAGCAAAAAAAAAUAGAGGAACUUCUAUGGCAGGGGUGUCAAACUCAUUUUAGUUCAGGGGCAACAUUCAGCCCAGGUUGAUCUCCAGUGGGCCGGACCAGUCAAAUCAGAGCAUAAUAACCUUUAAAUAACAACAACUCCAAAUUUUUCCUCUGUUUUAGUGCAAAAAAGUACAUUCUGGAAGUGUACACAUUUAAGGAAUUAUCUUUUUACAGAACAUUAUGAACAACCUGAAAUUUCUGAAGAAAAAUAAGUUACAUUUCAGCAACAUUAUGCCUCAGUUUAUCAUUUACAAAUUACAACUUAUAGAUCACAGAGUGUCUAGAAAGGAACAAAACAUUUAGUCACAGGUACCUGGAACUGAGCGAUAUUGUAUUUGAUGAUCGAAAUGACAAAAACAAAAUAUUACAAAAAUCAGAUGCAAAAUGACAAAAAUAUGAGACAAAGACACAAAACAAAACAAAAAAGAGACAAAACUAGCAAAGCGACAAAACUGAGACAAAAAAUUACACAAAUGACACAAGACCAAAAGUGUCAGAAGCGAGAAAAAAAACAAAAAAGUAGACUAACAGUGCAAGUGAGACAAAAAGGAAACACAAAAUGACAAAAACAAGAAACAAAACGACAAUAACAUAAGACAAAUGACAAAGGUCAGACAAAAAACAACAAAAUAAGACAAAACAUUACAAAAAUGAGACACAAAAGAACAAUGAGAAUCUCGUAUUUUAAUUUAUGGUGAAAACAGCUUGUCAUGGUCUGGAAACUAUUUAAAAUUUACAGUCUUAUAAAUUUACAAUUUGCAGUUAGUCUUCUCUGUAACUUUUACACUUUACAGAGUCGUCCCACGGGCCGGAUUGGACCCUCUGGAGGGCCAGUUUUGGCCCACGGUCCGCAUGUUUGACACCCCAGUUCUGUGGAAAUGUCACAUUAUCCUGCCUCUAAAUGUGCAUUUUCUGUUUGCUGUAUUGAUUGCACAAUCUGGAUAGAUUCUACAGAGUGACAGUCCUUGUGAGGAAUGAAUGUACCGGUAGUCUUAAAGAAAAAUGAACAGCCAAAUUGACCUGUGCCCUCUCAGUUUGAUUUAUGAUCAGGGAGUUGUUUUGAGUUGGUAGAAUAAUGAGAGUAUUUGUUCAGUUGUUAACCCUUCAGCCAAAACGAACGCAUUGCGGAUCUUCAGUUAAAGUCGAGGUUUGUUCUAUUGACUAAGUGGUGGUAUUGAAAAUUUGAAAUUCACUGCCUUAUACUUUCAAUCCUCUUCAUUCAAACUUCUAUCAAAUGAUAGUUUUGAUACGAUGUUAAAAAGCUGGAUGUUAUUUCCAAAGCUGAACACAAACUUAAAUGGAAAAACAAAAUGCUGUAAAUAGAAUCAAACUAAGCACCGCUGCAGAACAUUAAAGGUGAUGACUGUAAUGGCAUCACUUGUAUAGUGCUUUGUUUGAAUAUUUUUGUGUUUUAAUAAUCUCAUUUCGUAUAUACUCUUAUUUUAUUCUUCGUUGUAUACUUUUUCAUUUGUAUAUUGGUAAUAUCACAUGUUUUGAUGCUAUGCUGGUUUCUGUUGGUGUUGCAAAAGAAAUAAAAUGCAAAUGAAAAGUA
Molecule: messenger RNA, 5599 nt
Organism: Acanthochromis polyacanthus (spiny chromis)
Lineage: Eukaryota; Metazoa; Chordata; Actinopteri; Pomacentridae
Product: transmembrane protein 184B-like
Exons: 10
Coding region: 510-1790 (426 amino acids)
Biological process (GO): transport
Molecular function (GO): transporter activity
Source: RefSeq, a predicted model, not a curated record